ACUUGUCCAGCUUUUUGACGAGCUGCUCUUGAGAAGAAGCUGAUCAGACUACAGUCAUUCAUACCUAAUUUCUUCAGAGAUGACCUACCCAACAAACCUAGAGAUAAUUGGUGGUCAAGGCGGUUCUUCAUUUUCAUUUACUGGUGAAAACAAUGGUGCCAGUUUAGAGAAGAUCUGGGUUUGGGUUGGAGGAUGGCAGAUCAAGGCUGUCAGGGCUUGGCUUUCAGAUGGUAGAGAUGAAACAUUUGGUGUACCAUCCGGAUCACAUCAAGAGUAUGUGUUUACCCCUGGAGAGUGUUUCACCUCACUGUCCCUCUGGGGGAACGGAGCAGGAACACGUCUCGGAGCCAUCAAAUUCAAGACCAACAAGGGUGGAGAAUUUUUUGCACAUAUGACAAGUUGGGGUUUAAAAACAGAAUAUCCCAUGGAUGUCGGCUCUGGUUAUUGUCUUGGCAUUGUUGGAAGAGGUGGUUCAGACAUCGACUGCAUGGGGUUCAUGUUUCUCAAUGCAGUUCAGUCAACAGUUCUCACCAAUGUCAACUAUCCCACCAUCAACCAGCUGAUCCCAAAAGUGGCCACAGAGGAGAUCAAGUCGGUCAGUUUUGAGAACAAAACAUCUGUUAAGCAAGAGCAAAAAGUUGAAACCUCAAAGAAAGUGAUCAAAACAUCUUCAUGGUCUAUGACUAAGAGCUUUUCAUCAACAUUCAGUGUGGAGGUGAGUGCUGGAAUUCCAGAAAUUGCUGAAGUUUCUACAGGAUUCAGUAUCAGCUUUGGAGUUGAAAGCACCCAUAGUCUGGAGCAGACGGAUGAGAAAAACGAAACUCUGACCACCACUGUUGAAGUCCCACCAAAGAAGAAGGUGGAUGUUCACAUCACCAUUGGCAGAGCCAGUUUUGACCUGCCGUACACUGGCACAGUGAAGAUCACUUGCAAGAAUGGCAGUGUGUUACAGUACGAAACCAAGGGUCAAUACAAAGGAGUCGCUUACACUGAUAUCAAAGUGAAUACAGUAGAAAAAGAUCUGUAAUGUCAAGAUGGAUUGUUCCUGGCUGGCUUCUGAGUUUCCCAGCAAUGAUUCAGCUUAUUGAUUAGGUUUUGUGUGUGGUCUCAUUCCUCUGACUUGCUUUGCUUAAUAAUUUAGAAAAGAGGAAAUAUAUACUCAGCACUGUCUUUUUCUUCUAUAUGUUUUAUCUAUAUCUGUGACACUUGCUUCAUUUAUUGACUGUUAUUGUUCCUUAUGUAUGUACUCUGACCUGUCCACCAAGUUACCUUUACAUGCAUACACACACUCACACGCACACACUCACACACAUACCAGUACCUGACUAUAUUGUUGUUGUUUUUGUUUUGUUUUUGUUUCGUUGCUUUGUAUUUGUUAUUUGUUGACGUUUUAUUGUGUUUGUAUGAUUUUUGCAUAUUCUAAAAAAAAAAAAAAAAAAAGCAUUGUCUUUUUCAAAUAAACUUUUCUAAUUUUGUUUUAAAAUGAUCAUAUAGCUUCAUGGUUGCAGUAAUUUUGUUAUCAGUACCAGAUUAUGUGAUUCACUUCAUGUAAGCAAAUGUUCAAUGAAAAAUUAAUAACAAUAAUAAACUAAAUGAAUUUACAAUGAA
Danio rerio (zebrafish) is the source of this 1608-nucleotide messenger RNA. It is a transcript of the gene aep1, whose product is annotated as aerolysin-like protein. The record is from RefSeq and is marked validated. Gene Ontology annotation, cellular component: plasma membrane. Lineage: Eukaryota; Metazoa; Chordata; Actinopteri; Cypriniformes; Danionidae.